This is a messenger RNA of Ilyonectria robusta, 789 nucleotides long. RefSeq lists its product as uncharacterized. Gene Ontology annotation, cellular component: mitochondrion. The transcript is spliced from 2 exons. NCBI's taxonomy places the organism in Eukaryota, Fungi, Ascomycota, Sordariomycetes, Hypocreales, Nectriaceae. Bases 1 to 789 code for a protein of 262 amino acids. The record is from RefSeq and is a predicted model, not a curated record.
AUGAGUGUCGAAGCCCAGCGGCGCUGCACAUGGCAGUGCUUUGCGGAUCUUUUUUCAGCCGCUAUUGCUUCUGCUUUUGUCUCUCCAUGGGUGACGGCAAUCGAUAAGAUCGUCUACUAUCGAGCUGCAACCAACGCCUCUCUGACGUCUUGCGUCCAGUCAUGGCUCGCCAAACCCAAGCCAUCUCUGAAUGCCAUGUGGCUUCCUUUCCUGGUCUAUUUCGGAACCUACGCAACCGCGAACCUAUUCGAUUCUAUAUACGCCGAAAACAACUGUGCAGAUCCUGCCACGACUUCUGCCACGUCUUCCAAGUUCUUUGCUACGGCCGCUGUCAGCACCGGGCUGUGUGUCUACAAGGAUGGAUACUUUGCCGGGCUGGCGAGCAAAUCACCAGCACCGCUAAUGAGUUAUUUGCUCUUUACAGCUCGGGAUGCCGUCACAGUAUAUGCCUCAUUCAACAUGCCAGCCUGGAUUGCCCCCAAGCUAUCCCAGGUGUCCUUGCCAAACUUCGCCCCAUUCUCUGUCUUCAGCUCGGAGGAAUCAAGAUUGCGGGCAGCCCAGAUAAUAAUGCCAGCAGCAUCUCAGCUUGUCAGCACCCCUCUUCAUCUCCUUGGCUUGGACCUGAGCAACAGACGAUACAAAUUCCCGGUCCGUGAACGCCUCAGCAUGGUUCGGCAUCAUUUGUCCUUUGCUACUCCCUUGCGAAUGGUUCGAAUUAUACCGGGUUUUGGAAUUGGCAAUGUCGUGAACACUAGUUGCAGAAAUUCGAUGUUGGCUCGAGUGAUUUGA